Molecule: messenger RNA, 2088 nt
Organism: Erigeron canadensis
Lineage: Eukaryota; Viridiplantae; Streptophyta; Magnoliopsida; Asterales; Asteraceae
Exons: 1
Coding region: 1-2088 (695 amino acids)
Source: RefSeq, a predicted model, not a curated record
AUGCCACCGCGAAAAGACGCUUCUUCCUCGGAUGAAAUGUCAUCAACUUCAAAUGACCAAUUAAACCAACUGAUUACCAUCACCACAAAUUCUGCAAACAACCAAGCCAACCUUAACACCCAAAUUGCAGCAUUAGUCCAAGCCACAACCAACCUCAACGCCAAACUUGAUGCCCAAACCGAAAACACAGCCCGGCUCAUUAAUCAGGUCACCAGACUCACUGACCGUUCCACUUCUGAAUCCGACGAAGAAGAGCCUACCCGUCACCACGUUAACCGCGACCAACCACGCAACCCAAGACCACCUAAAAUUCAACUCCCCAAUUUUGAUGGCUCACAUCCUUUAGGGUGGAUAUUUCAAGCAGAAAACUAUUUCACAUAUUAUCAAAUUCCACCACAAGAAAGAGUCACCCUCACAGCAUUUCACUUCGUGGGCGAUGCAUUAACAUGGUACCAAAACCAAUCUUCAAAUGGCCUACUUGGAAACUGGACGGCAUUUAAACGAUCCGUUGAACUUCGCUUCGGCCCAUCAACAUUUGACAAUCAUGAGGCUGCCUUAUUUAAACUUCAUCAACAAGCAACGGUGACGGAAUACCAAACCGAAUUCGAACGUCUCAACAAUCGUAUUACAGGUCUCUCAGCCCAAACAUUACUCAAUUGUUUUAUUUCUGGGCUUAAACCUGAGAUACAGGCCGAAUUAGCUAUCAUUAAGCCCAAUACCUUUGAAGCAGCAUGUGGCCUAGCUAGACGUGUUGAGGAUAAAUUCAACCAUUUAUUCAAAUACAAAUCACCUUAUGCAACAAAAUCUUAUUCUACAACAAACUUCUCCAUAAACCCGAUAUCCACUCCUAUUUCCACGUCCCUAGCACCCACCACCAAUUUCACAAAACCCACGACUACAACACCACCUGUAAUGACUACACCACCAUUAAUGUCGUCGCCACCCAAACCCUUACCAUUAACUAAACUAUCACCUGAAGCUAUACAACUACGUCGAAAAGAAGGUUUGUGUUUUCGAUGCCCCGAAAAGUUCUUUCCUGGCCACAAAUGUUCACCUCCACAAUUCUUGCUGAUUGUGGAUAAUGAUGAUCAGAUCCUUUCUCAAAACGAACCCCCCGAUCCACAGGAAACAAAAACAGCAACCCCACAAUUCAUGUCUUUAUCUGAUGCGGCCUAUUUUGGUAUGUCCUCACUACAAACUCUUCGUAUCACAGGAUACAUCAACGGCAGUCCAGUCACAGUUUUGGUAGAUUGUGGUAGUACCCACAAUAUAAUACAACCACGAAUUGUAUCAAGGUUGGACCUCCCAAAAAAACCGCUACAACCCUUUGCGGUUAUGGUUGGUAACGGUCAAAACAUUCACUGCCAAGGGCACUGUCAAGACGUCCCAUUACAACUUCAAAAAGCAGAUUUUCAAAUUCUAUUUUUCGUUUUUCCAGUACAAGGAGCCGAUGUGGUCCUUGGUAUCGCUUGGUUGGGGACCCUUGGACCAAUUAUUGCUGACUUCUCCAUACCAAAAAUAUCCUUUACCAUCAAUGGUAAUUCCAUCACCCUAACAGGAGAACCCAUGAACAAACAGGUACUUUCAAGCUCCUUAUCUUCUAUGCUUCGCCAUGGGUCAAUUGAUUCACUUCAUGCCUUACUUUUGGAACCCUCCAGCAACACCACAGAUUCAUUAACCAAUUCCGACCCUCUCAUCACCAACUUACUGAAUGAAUUUCAAACUGUUUUUGCUACACCACAUACAUUACCACCUUCACGACCCCAUGACCACCAGAUACCCCUACUCAAUGACAACAAACCAGUAAAUGUGAAGCCAUACCGAUACCCUCAUUUUCAGAAAAAAGUAAUGACCCAAUUGAUUGACGAGAUGCUGCGCGAUGGAAUCAUACAACCUAGUCAAAGCCCGUUCUCCUCACCGGUUUUAUUAGUGAAGAAAAAGGAUGGUACCUGGCGUUUUUGUGUAGACUACCAAGCUCUAAACGCAGUCACCAUUCGUGAUCGUUUUCCAAUCCCAACUAUUGAUGAGCUCUUAGACGAACUUAAUGGUGCAAACAUCUUCUCUAAAAUUGACCUCCGUUCGGGCUAG